AUGGCUCUCAAGCUUUCUCAUUCUUUAGCCAUCAUGCUUUCCCUCUCCCUCCUCUUGUCUGCCAUCUUCACAGUAUUCAACACCGCCCGGUUUUCUGUUCCUGAUCGCCAUAUUCCUAUGCUGCACAGUAGAAGAGCUCUGGCCACCAAAUUCGACUUCAAGCCCUUCAUGCGGUGGCGGCGACACCGGAGACAAGACCCCGCCCCCGCAGCCGGAAGCGAAUUCGACCCCCGCUACGGCGAUGAAAAGCGCCUCGUUCCCACUGGCCCCAACCCAUUGCAUCAUUAG
Messenger RNA from Diospyros lotus (date-plum), 288 nucleotides. Its product is annotated as CLAVATA3/ESR (CLE)-related protein 13. Bases 1 to 288 code for a protein of 95 amino acids. The transcript has a single exon. NCBI's taxonomy places the organism in Eukaryota, Viridiplantae, Streptophyta, Magnoliopsida, Ericales, Ebenaceae. The record is from RefSeq and is a predicted model, not a curated record.